AUACAUGCCUAGAGUUAAAGAUGAUAACUUUCACCCUUCUCUCGCCACCACUUGCUUGAAUAUUUGUCACAUUUCCCCAUUUUCCCGAGAAAAAUCCAAUCAAAUAGAAUUUUGCCGUCUGAAUUUGUGUAAGCUUCCCCUUAUUUAUUCUGCGGCGGCGUUCUGGAUCAUGAAUCUUUCCGGGAACUGAAGGAAAUCGAAAGAAACAAAGAGUAUUUUUGAGUGAAGAAAGGGAAACAAAAAAAAAUGGCUUCUUCUUCCCUGGAAAUUGUUAAACUGUGUGGGUCUCCUGUAUCAAUUUCCCGCCAUCAAUCUCCAGUAAAAUUGGAACCUAGAAAAAGGGUUUUCAGAUUAGCCGAUUCUAGGAAUUGGCAUCGUCUUGGUAGAUGUGUUAGGGUUUGUUCAUCUGCUCGUGACGGCGAUAAUCAAUCAAAAGGUGAUGAACCUCCAGAGUCUUUAUUUAUGAAAGAAUUGAAGAGACGAGGUAUGACUCCUACUUCGUUGCUUCAAGACUAUGAAGUGGAUGUAGAUGAGGUCAAAACCGGUAAAGAAACCGGAAACAGCACUAAAACAACUGCCACUACUCCCGCAUUUGACCAAAGCUUGUUAAACCAGAGAGAGAGAUCAUUGGCUUUAAACAGUGAAGGGCUUGAGGGAUUGAUUCCGCGUGCUAAGAUCUUGCUGACGAUUGGAGGGACUUUCUUCUUGGGUUUUUGGCCGUUGAUAGUCUUAACUCUUGGAGCCUUUUCCGCGCUUUACCUUUACUUUGGAGCAGAUUUCGUUCAUGAUGGAAGCAGAACUCCGGUUUCACCACCACCGUACAUCGAUCCAUAUGCUCUGUUGGAGGACGAGAGGAUAUCAGGGAUCGACCCUCGUGUAAAUUAGCCGGACAUAUACUGUAUGUUUCUUUCUGCUCUUCAUAAGUAGUGGUCAAUGUAUUGCUCUGAAGUAUAUAUUUGUCUUUCCUGUAAUAUAUUCGUUACGCAUGUAGAAAAAGAAAGUUGCUUCUCUAUUCUUGCGAAACUUUUUAAAAGGGCUCAGUAAAAUGUAGGAAAGUGUCAAUCUUUCACCUCAGUUCUCAAGAAAUCAAAAACUGAUAUUUAUUCU
Molecule: messenger RNA, 1107 nt
Organism: Eutrema salsugineum
Lineage: Eukaryota; Viridiplantae; Streptophyta; Magnoliopsida; Brassicales; Brassicaceae
Exons: 4
Coding region: 247-885 (212 amino acids)
Source: RefSeq, a predicted model, not a curated record